UUCUCUGUACGAGAACGGCGCCCAUGCACAUGUCUGGACUCCGUUCAGGUCCCGCUCCAACACGGUACGGGGCAGAAGUCGUUCGGCUCCGAGGGCCGUAGAGCCAUGAUCUGGUACCAGAAAACUUGUUUUAGGAGGCCCAAUAACAGAAACAUCAGCGCGGUAGCUACGGCCCCGUCAGGCGAAGGUCGCUACACCAUCUAAGGCCCUAGUGGGGUCAGGGCCGUGCGCUUCCGACUGGACGCGCGAAAGAGACACACGCUCCGCACAUGCCGCUGGGGAAUGCAUUACGUCUUCGUGGUCGUCCUCCCCCAGCAGACCUCCAACGGCAAACCCUGCUCGUCCCAAAUGCUUCGCGUAGACAUUUAGAUACAAAUGGCCACCGUCAGUACGUCCAUGAACGACUUUCAGCUGAGCCGGACCAAGCGCAACCCACUGCGGAAUCUCGACUGGACUUUGAAAUGCGCGGUGAUGAUACCCUCCCACUUGUUUGGCCUCUGCCCAAAAUCCUGUGAUGUUCACUUCUUGGAAGUACAUUUCCGCACAGUGGUCACCCAACCGGCGCGCAUCGGCCUGCACACGAAGCAAUGCGUCUUCAGCGCCCAUUCCACGAGGGAUGCUUAUCAAAACGUGUUUCCCCGCCUUCAUCAAGUCGAACCGCUCACCAUGAAGGUUUUGAAGGUGGGGGUCGCCAGUGGCAGCCACGCCGGCGCUAGCUCCGCCCGCCAUGGGAGCUGCAGGCGGAAACGUCGGAUGUGGAGUCGGCCAACCAGGAGGAUACGUCGGGCUAGGAGUCGGGCUGGGCGUCGGGAAGGCCGUCGGGUAUGCCGUGGGGAAAAGCGUGGGGAAAGGCGUCGGGAAGGACGUCGGGAAGGCCGUCGGGAAGGGCGUCGGGAAGGCCGUCGGGAAGGCCGUCGGGAAAGAAGUCGGGAAGGGCGUCGGGUACGGCGUCGGGUACGGCGUCGGGUACGGCGUCGGGUACGGCGUCGGGUUCGGCGUCGGGCUCGGCGUCGGGUUCGGCGUCGGGUUCGGCGUCGGCUUCGGCGUCGGCUUCGGCGUCGGGUAG
Molecule: messenger RNA, 1066 nt
Organism: Prorocentrum cordatum
Lineage: Eukaryota; Dinophyceae; Prorocentrales; Prorocentraceae
Source: the annotation of a GenBank genome assembly